Messenger RNA from Paralichthys olivaceus (Japanese flounder), 1797 nucleotides. RefSeq names its product transcription factor 15-like. Gene Ontology annotation, molecular function: protein dimerization activity; RNA polymerase II transcription regulatory region sequence-specific DNA binding; DNA-binding transcription factor activity, RNA polymerase II-specific. Gene Ontology annotation, biological process: developmental process; regulation of transcription by RNA polymerase II. The record is from RefSeq and is a predicted model, not a curated record. Lineage: Eukaryota; Metazoa; Chordata; Actinopteri; Pleuronectiformes; Paralichthyidae.
CCCCCUCACAGCUGCUAUAAGAGACCUCCCUGUCACGAUCGCUGUCACUCCGGGACAUGGUAUGGAGAGGUGACGACCUGGAGCUUGAGUUGGUCAACCUCGGAGUUACAUCCACCUUUACGCACGGCUCUUGUCUGCAUGCGGCGGUUUCCUAGUUGACAUUACGGGACUUAUCCUCCUCAGUGAGACUCUCGCUUACCAAUGAUGGCUUUCACUAUGCUGAGGCCGGUGUCCACUCAUCCCUUCUCUUACCCCGCUGACCUGACCAUGAUGUCGGACGACGAGGACGGGAGCCGCAGCGAGAGCGACGGCAGCACCGACCAGGGCUACGGCUUCUGCGGGACUUCGGGGGAGGGUUUCCGGCGGGAGUCCGACGGCGUGGUGGUGCAUACGCGGAACGCCGCCAACGCCAGAGAGAGACACCGGACCCAGAAUGUGAACACGGCUUUCACGGCUCUGCGGACGCUUAUCCCCACGGAACCGGUGGACAGGAGACUCUCCAAGAUCGAGACGCUGCGCCUGGCGUCCAGCUACAUCUCGCACCUGGCCAACGUGCUGGUGGUGGGGGACGGCCGGGAGGACGGUCAGCCGUGUCUCGGUGCUGUCUACAAGGAGCUGAAGGGGAGCGGAGGGGGCAAGCAGCCCAGGACCAUCUGCACUUUCUGCCUCAGCAACCAACGGAAAGGGGGGACGGACAGACGAGACUGUGUGAAGAUGCAUGGGCACAGUCGGAGACAAAUAAGUCGGUGAUGGAAAGGUCUGACCUGGAGCAGGAGUGGAAUCUUCUCUUCUUGCAAGCAGAACUUGUAAAAGUCUAUAGAGUCAUUUCAGAAUGACUCAAUGGAGUACUCUUUUUAGGAGUUUGGUCUCUUUGCCCUGUAUGAGAUAGAAGGUUUGGCACCAAAACCAUCUGUAUGUUGCCAGCAGAUGAAGAAACUCUUCCUAGGGUCAUGAGGGAAUAUUGUAAAAUUGAGAACAUUUGAGAGUAAAGCUGCUAUUGUAUAUGGUCAUGGAUGUUCUUUUCAUUUUAACAUAAAAUCUGCUGAGCAUUUUAUGAGGACUGGUAAAUAAAGAUAAAUUGAAAAUGUGCAAUCUUUGAGAGAAUAACAUCUCUUGCUCUGAGUCUCUAAACAUAAUGUUCUUAUAUACACAGGGAGUGUUUAACGUCAGCCAGAGUUUUGCACAUGGGCCACACAACAUUCAAUGUUACCUGCUGUCCAUUACUGAAAGGUUCAUAAUCACACAGAACUGUGGGUUAUACGAGUCACCAAUAACACAUUGUUUAGUUAUCCAAUAAUUCUAAUUCUAAACAGUAGAAUCUGACAUUUAUAUUAGGUAAAUAGUUAUUUUAAUAUGUGACUGGCAUCAGAUGAUCAUUGCAAUAAAUCUCUGUGAUACAGGUUAUGUGAUCCUGCUUAAGGUUUGUUUUUGUCUUUUGUGUUCAUAGGUCAAAGCAUUUAGUUACACAUUUGAAAUGACCAAUAAUUCAUUGUGUGAAAUAACUGACCUUUAAAUAUUGAAAGAUCAAUCAGAGACACAUCUGGUACCUGACCAUUUUAUAUGCUGUAUUGGGUAAAAUGUUUGUGAGACUAAACUCCAGAGUUUCGUAAGAGUUUGCAUUGUUCUUCAAGAUGACACUGAAAUGGUUUAGGUGAAGCUUGGCCCACAAGCAGAGCAGGACAGUCCACUACAUCUACCAGCCUGGUGUCAUAAGAUUAUGUGCAGCAGGAGACAUCUGUGCUUUUUCAUGACAAUGUUGUAAUCUACUUUGAAAUAAAAUUUAUUUUUACACAGACA